UGCAGAUCCAAUCGCGACCGAGCAUUGGCGCGGCUUUGUGCGUCUGCGCCAUCUUCCGGCUCCACGCAGCGAGUCCGCCGGUACUGAGAAGGAAGCGCAUCUGGGUCUGCGGGGGAGCGCAACCGCGGUGGCACCUGGACACGAGGAGGCGGCAGUUCUGCCAUCUCAGGAUUCUGCUCUUCCCCAAGAGAGGAGCCAGGAGGAGGCCCCAUCAGCCCAUGAAAGUCUGAAAGUCAUGUCCAUCGGGUCAGACCUGUUCAGGGAUGUGGCCGUAGUCUUCUCCCAAGAAGAAUGGGAGCGGCUGAUGCCUGCUCAGAGGGACUUGUACAGAGAUGUCAUGCUGGAGACCUACAGCAACCUGCUCUCACUGGAUCUUGCCAUUUCCAAACCCGAUGUGAUCUCCUUCCUGGAGCAAGGCAAGGAGCCCUGGAGGGUGGAGGAGGCAGCGACCGGAGGCCUGUGCCCAGUCUUGGAGUCGAAUUAUGAUACUCAGGUCUUAUCUCUGAAGCAGUCAGUCUGUGAAGUGCCAUCGCCCCAGUGCGAGAGAACAGAAAGCCUUACAAGUUGUAGUCUCCAGUGCUCGAGUUUCCAAGAUGACUGGGAAUGCAGAAACCAAUGUGACAGACAGCAAAGGAGUCCAGGUGGACCUUUAAGUCAAAUGAUAAUCAAUCACGAAGAAAUACCCACUUUCAACUCUCAAGCAUCCCUUACUUUUUAUCAGAAAAUUCAUCCUGGAGAAAAACCCUAUGCAUAUAAUGACUGCAGAGAAGACUUCUGGCCAGAUGACUUCCUUAUCAACCAUCAAGGAAUUCACACUAAUGAGAAACCCUAUAAAUGUAAGGAGUGUGGAAAGGCCUUUAAAUAUGGCUCACGACUAGUUCAACAUGAGAAUAUUCAUUCUGGCAAGAAACCCUAUGAGUGUAAGGAAUGUGGGAAAGCCUUCAAUUCGGGUUCAAAUUUCAUACAACAUCAGAGAGUCCAUACUGGCGAGAAACCCUAUGAAUGUAAGGAUUGUGCCAAGGCCUUCAGUCGGAGCUCCCAGUUGAUCGAACAUCAAAGAAUUCAUACUGGGGAGAAACCCUAUCAAUGUAAGGAGUGUGGGAAGGCCUUCAAUCGGAUCUCACAUCUUAAAGUACAUUAUAGAAUUCAUACGGGUGAGAAGCCCUACGCCUGCAAGGAAUGUGGGAAGACCUUUAGUCAUCGGUCUCAGUUGAUUCAACAUCAGACUAUUCAUACUGGCAAGAAGCUCUAUGAAUGUAAGGACUGCGGGAAGGCCUUCAAUCAGGGCUCAACCCUUAUUCGACAUCAGAGAAUUCACACUGGUGAGAAGCCCUAUGAAUGUAAGGCCUGUGGGAAGGCCUUUAGGGUGAGUUCACAACUUAAGCAACACCAGAGAAUUCACACUGGAGAGAAACCCUACCAGUGUAAGGUGUGCGGUAGGGCUUUCAAACGGGUCUCGCACCUUACUGUGCAUUAUAGAAUCCAUACAGGCGAGAAACCCUAUGAAUGUAAGGCAUGUGGGAAGGCCUUUAGCCACUGCUCACAGCUGGUUCAGCAUCAGCUCAUUCACACAGAGGAGAAGCCCUGUGACUAUAAGGAACAGGGUAGGACUUUCCAUUGUGAUCCAGCUACUGUUCAGCAUCAGAGAAUGCAAAGUAGAGAAACACAGGUGAAUAUAAUAAACGUAGAAAAGCCUUCCAUUGGCACUUACCCCUUGUUGAUCAUCAGAGAAUUUAUGUUAGCCAGCAACCAUAUGAAUGGAAGCAAUGGGGAGAGCCCAUUGGCUUAGGCUAAUGACAGCUGUGACCUUUCAUCUCGGAGAAAGAACUGAAGUACAAGUCAGAAUGCCUUCGUUCAGAGCUGUCCUUUCUUCCGAGGCAUAAAGUUCACACUGAAGAAAAUUUUUAUGGAUGUGAAUUGUUGGGGCCAUGAUAGUCAAAGAAACAAGGAAAGGUUGGAAUAAAUUGUCUCUAACACAUUCUCGGUUCACUUUUUCUAACCACCAUGUGAUAAUUUUAACAAUAGCCAAGGUUUUCAUUUUCUUGUAUAUUGAAAAGGAAAAAUAAAUAAAACAGCCAAAUUACUAUUGGGUUAACAAGGAAAUAAAUCAUGCAGUUACCAUAAAUAGUAAAGAAAAUGAAUGAGAGGCCG
Pteronotus mesoamericanus is the source of this 2151-nucleotide messenger RNA. It is a transcript of the gene ZNF582, whose product is annotated as zinc finger protein 582. Bases 236 to 1789 code for a protein of 517 amino acids. NCBI's taxonomy places the organism in Eukaryota, Metazoa, Chordata, Mammalia, Chiroptera, Mormoopidae. Gene Ontology annotation, biological process: regulation of DNA-templated transcription. The record is from RefSeq and is a predicted model, not a curated record. The transcript has 5 exons. Gene Ontology annotation, molecular function: DNA-binding transcription factor activity, RNA polymerase II-specific; RNA polymerase II cis-regulatory region sequence-specific DNA binding.